UUAAUCUUUAGACUGACUCUUCUUUCUCUUAUUGAAAUAAUAAUUCCAAUCUUUGUUACAGUUGUUGCUCGAAAGAGAAAGGUUAAAGCAACUGUUGCGCAGAAAGAUUCUGCGGCCUCUAAGAGCAAUAAGCCAAGUGGGAGCGAUUCUAUUACGACUGACGCGAAACCCACGAGUUCGAAGCCUCCAAUGCCUUCGAAGCGAAAAGUUCUUCCAACUACUACUCCAGACGUUGCUUCGGAUGAGGAAGACAAGUCUCCCCCUCGUACCAGGCAAGGGCAUAAAAAGAGACAGAAGGUCACCACUCCUGUGGGCAAAGGGAAAGGACCCGGGUCUUCGAAGAUUACCUCUUCGAGUGAUAAGGUGUCUUCUGAAGAAUCGCCUUUAAAAGCCACUAGCAAUGCUCUCGUGAUGGAAAGCCACAAUUCAAGUCCAGCCACUAAUACAGCUAAGGAUGAUAUUGGAACAGCUACUUCUGAUUUCAACUCCUUCAACGCUGCCAUUGACCUUGGUAAUCCCCAAGAUGUCCCUCAACACACCUCUCAUAUACUUUCACCAGUCCUCGAAGACGCUCCUCCUCUUUCCACUAUCAAUACUGUAUCCUCUGUUGAAGGAAGCCAUUCGACUGAUGAUUCUCCUCCUACUCGCAAAGACGCAAACAUGGGUGAGGAGGACCAAUUCUCAGGCGAAGAUAAUGCAGCUGUACCAUCGACUGGGAGUGAGGACACCGUAUCUGAUAAAGGUGUCGUGGAAGAAACCUCCAAGUUGAUCGAAACUGACCUCUGUGGAAAUUCAAAUUUCGAAACUGUAGUUAUUCCUGAAACUACUCCACUGCCUGCCCCAGCCAUACCUACUCCUUCAGAAUUGGAGCAACUUAGGCAAACUGAUCCUCUCAGCUUUCUCAAAACCAUGAUGAACAUUGAUAGUAUUUCAGCUCUUGCGUCCGAAGCUUCUCCAACUGCUCAGACCAAGUCUGGAGACAAAGAGGACACCCCUGGCCUCCUUCAUCAAAUAAAGGAGAAUUUCUUCGAAACGAACCUCGUCGAAAUCUUAAGUAAGGACUCCACGAGAUGUCAUGGCUUGAAGCAACUCUUGAAGAAAGUGGAUUUACUUCUGGUUUCGAAAGAGGUCUCAGAUGUGAUUGUACUUCUGGGCUCUUUAAUCGACCAGCUUCAGUCUAACAUUCUCCGACAGAACAAUGUUAAUGAGCAGCUUGCUGCAAAAAUGGCCUCUCAUAGUUCUUCAUGGAAAGCUGCCACUGAGGCAACCAACAAGGGUGACGCUCUUAGGUUGGAACGUUUGAAGAACCAAGAAGAAUAUGAUGAGUGUGAGAAAAAUAUACAAUCUUGGAAGCAAGAGAUUAAGAAACUCGAAGAGAAGAUACAGGAAGCUGAGUCUCGCCAAGCAACCAUUCAACAAACCAAUGAUCAAGAGAUAACUGAAGUAGCGCGACUAGGUAUCCAACACUUCGAAGCUGCGCAGAAAUUGGUGCCAGAGAUCGAAGAGUUAAAGAAGCAACGAGCAUUGCUUGAGCUUCGUAUGUUUUCGUGGGAGGCUCAGUAUUCGAAGAUCAAAGAUAGCCUUCCUAGGGAUUUCAGUUAAUUUUCUUCGAACUUUGUAUUACCUUUUGUGGCGUAAAUCCCUUUGUUUUGUAAUCGCUCAUUUUCAGAAUAUAUGUAUGCGAAACUCGUCUUUUUAUGUGUUCACAUUUUUUGCUCUGAGAUGACCAAUGGUAAUGUUUAGCAAUACUUCGAAAUAUUAUCAAUAUAUUUCUUUUUACGCCACAGUAACCUUAAUGAAUGCCUCACGUGGCUCGAUUGCCCUUCGCAGCCCUAAACUUGACGUUUCUCCUCCCCUUAGCCGUAAUCAUCAUUAUUUGCUGACGUCAUUUCCUCUCAAACGUCUCUUUAAGACGUGCGUGCAUCAGUUUUUAUGAUUACGUUCCAACUUCCAAGGGCGGGAAACGGCGGUGACCAUAACUUCUCACUGGAAACACCAAACGCAGUCUAAUCAAUCAUUAAAACUGAAACGUUUCCUUAUCGCUCAUUUUGACUAUAUAAAGGGAUAGUGUCCCAUUCUUUUCUUCACGCUUUUUUCAAACCUUCACUUCAGAAUUCUUUUCUUCCUUCUCGUGUUCUUUUCAACCACAAUCUUUUUCAACCUUUAGCAUGGCACUCAACAGCAACCUAACCUAUGCUAACAUUAGAACUCUUAUUAAAAAAAGAGUUCAAACCCUGCCCAGAAGAAUUCAGCAGGCAUUACAUCAGCCUUCAUGCUCUUUUCCACAAUCAGGGGAUGGGAUUUUACCCAACAAUUUUAGAAGGGAAUGUUUAUCCCAAGAUGCUUGCUGAUUUCUGGAUGUUUGCGUACCUACGCAUUGAUCCUGAAGGAAGAACUACCAUAGUUUCUGAAGUUCGAGGGGAUGAAGUUUCUAUCACUCCCUCCACCAUCUCUGACUUGUUGCGCUGCAGCAACACUGGAGCAACCUUUGAUGAUAACAGUUUCACCACGCCCUCCACCAUCUCAUGGAGAAUGAUCCAUAUAGCGCCAAAGUCAUCAGGAUUUGGCAUCAACUUCUAGUGGGUAACUUUUACCCACGAAGUUGUGAUGAGAACAACAUUAUGGUGGAGGACUUAGAGUUCAUCUCCUGUGCUUUGCGAGGGGUGAAGAUCAACUUUCCUUUGUUGAUCUUCAAACGACUCGUGGAAACUGUCGCUUUAACUUCCUCUCGAGAGGGUUCAGUAAGUUGCCUUCCUUUUGGGAGGUUUUUAUCCUACUUGUUCCUCAAGAGAGGUGUAGUGCGAAGGAUGCGAGAUUUGGGGCGCAUGAACAUGUUCGAAGCAGAGGGUCUUCAUAUGCUGUCUUUGGAAGACUUAGAACAAAGGGUCAACUAAAGGGUAGAUCCUUUUUAGGUUUUUUUACUGCUUCGCUUUUUGUAAUCUUUGCUGCUCCAUAUGGACCAAAGUCGCUUGUACCUCCUUUUUAAAAUUAAUGAAGAUCUUCUGCCGUAUUUUUAUUUAUACAUGUUUUCUGGUCACGGAGCCAUUUUGGUGCAAACCUAACCAUUUUGGCUUACGUAGUAUUACUUAGAUGUCUACGUUUUUGCAAUCUUUACUUCAUGCAUGCUUGGUUUGUAUCUCUUUAGAUACUUCCCAUUCACUCUUAAGAUCCUACGAUCUUCUGCUAAUUCCUCUAUCUCGUAAGCAUUAUUUGAAAAUACUUUCAAGAUUCGAAAGGGACCUUCCCAGUGUGGGGACCAUUUCCCCAAAGCUUGGUUCUUUCGAUCUAUAGGUAAAAUAACUUUCCAAACUAGGUCAUUAUUAAUAAACGUUUUACCUUUCACCUUUUUAUUGUAUACUCUGGACACCCUUUCUUUCUGUCUCUUUAUCAUCUCCAAAGCUCGAAGUCUGUCUUCGUCCAAGUCAACUAAUUCAUUCAUCAUCAGUUCCCAGUACAUGUUAGGGGGAAUUUCUGCUUGUCUUUGUAUCCGGACUGAUUGCAAGUAUAUUUCAACUGGGAGUAUCGCAUCAUGUCCAAAUGUCAGUUGAAAAGGUGUAGUGUUCGUAGCUUCUUUUGGAGAUGUUCGACAAGCCCAAAGUGCUUGGUCCAAAGUUCUGUGCCAACUUUUAGGUUUUUUCCCUACAUGCUUCUUUAUGAGACCAAUUAUUAUUUUGUUCGCUGCUUCGACUUGUCCAUUUGCCUGAGCAUAGUAAGGUGUAGAAGUAAACAACUUGAAGCCUAUCUCUUUGGCGAAAUCUUGCAUUUUUCGCCCAGUAAACACUGAUCCUUGAUCUGUAGUUAUACUUUCUGGGAUCCCAAAUCUGUAUAUAAUAUGUUUUUGAAUGAACUCGAUCACAGCUUCUUGAUCAACAUUCGCGAGUGGUAUAGCUUCGACCCAUUUUGUAAAAUAGUCGAUUCCCACUAAAAUAUACCUUUGACCUCUAGAUGACUUGGGGUGAAUUUCUCCAAUUAGGUCCAACGCCCAUCCUCUAAAGGGCCAAGGCUUUAUUAUUGAACUUAGUUCAUUUGCGGGAGCAUGUUGAAUACCUGCAUGUUCUUGACAUUCUUGACACCCUUUGGCAAAUUCUAUGCAGUCUUUUAACAUGGAAGGCCAAUACAUUCCGUAUCGAAAUAGAAGCCAUUUCAUUUUGUGCCCCGCUUGGUGGGCACCACAUGCUCCGCUAUGCACGUUCGAGAGAGCUAAGUAAGUUUCCGCUUCACCCAAACAUUUUAGCAAUACUCCUUCAGGAGUCUUUUUGAACAACUCAUUUCCCAUCAGAAAGUAUGAUAAGGCUCGAUAUUUUACCUUUCUAUCCGUGUCUGACGAAGGGUCCUUCAAAUAAUUCACAAUUGGACUUCUCCAGUCUGUGUCUGUCAACGAGUCUAUGUUCAAAACUUCGAAUUCUUCUUUGUUAGCAAACCCUAUUUGUGAGUUUUCCAGAUCACUUGGAGAAAGUUUCGUAGCCAUUGCUCUGCCUCUUACUUGGAUCAAUUCCUCGAAUUUGCUUUUCGAUACCCUGUACCCUGAGGCUAGUUGUGCCAAAUCGUUUGCUUCCUGAUUAUGCAAUCUUGGACAUGGUUCAGAUCCACAUAUUCGAAUUUUCUAAGCAACCUAUUUUCUAUGACAAAGUACAUGAUCAAAUUUUCUUUGAUGCACUUGUACUCUUUCGUUAGUUGUUUAAUCACCAAUUCGGAGUCUCCUUUAAUUUCGACUCUGGUUGCCCCCAAUUCUAACAAAGCUUCAAGUCCGGCUAUCAAUGCUUCGUACUCAGCUUCAUUAUUGGAACAUAGAGGGCCUUCGAUUUUAUACUUGAGCUUUGUUGGAAUUCCUUCAGGAGAAAUUAGCAAUAUUCCAACGCCAGUUCCUUCUUUGUGAGUUGAACCGUCAAAGUAUAUCUUCCAAGGUGGCAGUUCCACGUAUUGCUGAGAAUUUUCCACUACUGCAUGAUCGACAAUGAAAUCUGCCACAAUUUGCCCCUUCAUUGCCUUAAGGGGUUGAAAUGUUAAAGAGUACUCAGUUAGGGCCAAAGCCCAUUUGCCAAUUCGACUAUGUAAUAUUGGCUUCGAUAACAUAUGUUUAAUAACAUCGCAAUGGGACGAAACAUAAACAUCAACUGGCUUUAUAUAAUACUUGAGUUUAAUACAUGAGAAAUAUAAACAAAGGCAGAGUUUUUCUAUUGCACUAUACCUAGUCUCUGCAUCAUUGAGUACUCUACUUAGGUAAUAGAUGGCUCUUUCGAUGCCAUUUUCAUCCUCCUGAGCUAACAUGCUACCUAUUGUUUUAUCCGAAGCUGAAAUAUACAAGCGCAUGUGCUUCUUUCCAUUCGGAGGAGCCAAUAUUGGAGGAUGCAUCAAGUAUUGCUUGAUCUUUUCGAAAGCUUCUUGAUGUUCAGCUAGCCAUUCAAACUUGCCUUGCUUGAGUCGAAGCAAAGGUGAAAAGGCUUGUGUGCGUCCACUUAAAUUGGAGAUGAAUCUUCUCAAAAAGUUUAUCUUCCCCAAUAAGGACUGCAGUUGCUUCUUCGUGGAAGGAGGCUUCGCUUCCAUAAUGGCCUUUAUCUUAUUCUGGUUAAUUUCUAUCCCCUUCUUGUGGACCAAAAAACCUAGGAAGUCUCCCGCCUGCACAAAGAAAGCACAUUUAAGGGGAUUCAUCUUCAAGCCAUGUUUUCGCAUUCUCUCGAAUGAUUGGCUCAGAUGAUCUAGAUGAUUGGAAUCUGAUACAAAUUUUACCACAAUAUCAUCUAUGUAUAUCUGCAUAAAUGUUUCUAUAAAGUCAUGAAAUAUAGAAUUCAUUGCUCUCUGAUAUGUUGCCCCAGCAUUUUUUAGGCUGAAAGGCAUUACUACCCAUUCGUAUGUACCUAUUGCCCCUGGGCAACGAAAAGCUGUUUUAGAUACAUCUUCUUCUGCAAUGAAAAUCUGGUUAUAUCCAGAGUAUCCAUCUAACAUACUCAGAUACUCGAAACCUGCGGCUCAAUCUACCAGCAUUUCUGCCACAGGCAUAGGAUAUUCAUCCUUAGGUGUUGUUGCGUUUAGAUCCCGAAAAUCUAUGCAUACUCUUAAAGAACCAUUCUUUUAAAUAACUGGCACAAUAUUAGCAAUCCAUUCAACAUACCUCGUGGUCUGGAUGAAUUUGCAGCGCAGGAGUCUUUCUACCUCUGCUUUGAUCUUCGAAUGGAUCUCGGGUGCAAACCUUCUUGGAGUUUGCUUAAUAGGCUUUUUCCCUUCUUUGAUUGGCAACUUUAGUUCGACCAAGUCUCGUCCCAAACCAGGCAUUUCGUCGUAAUCCCACGCAAAACAAUCUUUGUUUUCUUUCAGCAACGUAAUGACUUUAGAUUUUAGAGUUGGUUCCAGCUUUGCACUAACAUACGUUAUCCUCUUCCGAUCUCCUUCCCCGAGAUUUACUUCUUCAAGUGGAUCUUGGGCUAACAUUUUAAUAUUUGAGGCCAUAGGGUCUUUUUCGAACCCCAGAGGCUCUUCGUCGUAAAUUGCGUCCAGUUUUUGGGUAAGUUCUUCCUCUGUGGUGUUUACCAUUCGAACUGGAUCUUCAAAGGAUUGAGAGGACGCAUGUAACCUUGAAUUUGAUAUCUUCUUAUUUUCUGAAACCGAAUUUACUGUCAUGUUUGAUAACUCGGCUUCGAGAGCCGUGUUUCUUUUGUUCUCGGCUAUAUAAGCCGAAAUCUUCUCAAAGAAGGAGGACUCAGACAUCAUCAACGUCGUCGUCCCAGCCUGUUGGCCGUAUCGUUGGAUAAUUCUCUCUUGAUGCGACAUCCUCUGGACCGUCCAUUAUCUCUCUAUUCCACUAGAAGCCAUUUGGGUGUAAAGAUAGAUAAUAUAAUGCGUUCUUGUUUGGAGUGUAUAUAUCUUCCGCAACAUGACAAGGUCCUAUAUUUCCCAGGUUCCUGUCGAAGCUAGUUUUGUUGACUUGAUUAACUUCAGCCAUAUAAUAACUCUGGUCUCCUUCGAUGUUCUCCACUAUGCCAUCUUGUCUCCAAAUGGUUAGUCUUUGGUGCAUAGUUGAAGGCACCGCAGCAACUCCGUGGAUCCAUUCCCUUCCUAACAAGAGGUUAUAAUUUGCUUUUGCUGGUAUUACCAUGAACAUAGUUGGUCUGGUAACGGAACCCACAGUUAAAUUUACUUGAACAACUCCCAGAGUCUGCCCAAUUUUGCCUUCGUAGUUUGACAAAACCAUGUUAUGAGGCCUUAUAUCUGUGUCAAACAUACCAAUUCUCUUCAACAUGUAUUGGGGCAUUAGAUUCACUGCCGCCCCUCCAUCUACCAGAACUUUGUUAAUGCCAACGUUCUCAAUCUUAGCCCUUAUGUAGAGUGGUUUCAGAUGAUUUCGCAUGCCUUCGUCAGGCGUUUCGAAGAAAGCAUUCUGCUCCUCAACUGCUCCGUUGUUUAAUACGUAGUAACACACAGGUAUGUGUUUUGUCAUCUCUUCGACGUCAGUUUCUUCACACUCCUCAACUUCAAUUUCUUGAUCGAAUUCGUGAGGGAGGACUGACACCACGUUGCAUAUCAAGUUGAGAGAUGAUACUCCAUCCGAAUCGAAAUCAUUUGUCAUUCUAUCUUCUUCCUUCCAAGAACUGGAACGCAUCUUUUCUUCUUCUUCUAAAAUAUUUUCAGCUUCGAAGAGUCUGCGUUCUACCGGAGGUUUGCUUGCCUUUGCCCCCUGGUGUUGGACUUGGUUGCUGCUAGACUCUCCAAUCUCUCGUGGCUUGUAUUCUCUUUGGGCCUUCUUCAUUCUCUGGUGCCGUCUCCAUUGGGAUCUGGACAUAGGAUUUCUACCUUUGUAAUUCUCAAGCCUAUACGUCUCUCGAUUUGAGGUCUGGAAUUGCUUCCUAUAGGCCAUCGCAGUUCUUCCUCCUUGGUCCCAACUUCUCCACUUAUUGGUUCUUACGCCAGCUUGCACCCAUCUGUCCCUAGGUGUAUCUGCAGGGACUUUGAAUGUGACCCUUCGUGCCUUAGGGUGAGGACUGUCAGGCCUCUUAUAUGAAGUUCGAUUGUCGAACGUAUAUAUAUUAGGACGGAGACCUUGGGUUUCUCGAUUCAUGAUAAAAUAACUCCUUUCGAGAGAACGCGCUAGAAGUUCAUCAUACACUGCUCCACACCUAGGACAUAACACCACUUCUGUAUUUGCUUUGUGGCAUCUGACCAAGAAACUCACCAAACUUUCCGCAGUUCUUGGGUAUAUCUUUAGCAGUAGGUUUCCGCCUCUCCAAGGCUUCUCCAAUCUCUCUCUCAGGGUCCUCUCGAAGUUAGCUUGGAUUCUUCGAUUCAGCAUUAUAGAGCAUCUUGGGCACAUCAGCAUUUUUCCUCCAUUCUUCUCGUGGCAAUUCCAAAGGUAAUCUUUCAAAGUUUCGCCCUUUGGUGAAAUAUCCACAUUUCCCUGUUGCCUUGUCAACCAUUCCUCCAGCUCUUCGAUUUCAGACAAAGGUCGUCUAGCAUUUACCAUAUUGACAACUGCUGGAGGGGCUUCAGAAAUUUGUAUCUGCUGAAGUUUCAUCCUGAGGUCUUCAGUGGCCUCACUAGUUUUUUCUUCCAGAUUGUCGGUCAUUUCUGGGUCGAGGGAUCCUUCAACAUCAGUAUUGAAGACCGCGUCAUCAUUUAGGCUUUCAGUAGCCUGCUUUCCCUUUGACAUCAUUUCUGGUUCAGCAAAUUCGACUUCAGACACUUCCACCAUGUUGAUGUCACAUGGCUCACACAGGUUGGUGUCAGCAAUGUUCAGGGGGUUGGUAUCGACCUUCAUAUGACUUUUGGUCUUGUCAGCGAAUUUCAAACGACCAUCCUUGAUAGCAUUCUGAAUUAGAUCCCUGAAAAGAAAACAUUGUGAAGUUUUAUGGCCUAAAAAACCAUGAUAUUUACAAAAGCCUUGCUUCUUCCGUUGUUCUAACGGAGGAAUUUUAGAGUUAGGAGGCACUAUCAUUUGGCCAUCUUUUACUAGUAAAUCGAAUAUUUUGUCACAUUUGGUGACAUCGAAUGUAUAGGUUUUCUUAGUAAAUCUAUCGCUUUUAUCAUUUUCUACUUGAUUUUUUCCGUUGGCAGGGGUAAGUAAUUUGCAAGCAUAAGGCGAUGCUUCUUUUAGUUCAACUAGAUCUAUUUCGACCUCCUCUAUGCUAUAUGAGUCAUCGAAGGUUUCGCUAUCAAUGUCUUCGACUUCAACGUAGG
Messenger RNA from Vicia villosa (hairy vetch), 9165 nucleotides. RefSeq lists its product as uncharacterized. The coding region runs from base 190 to 1602 and encodes 470 amino acids. The transcript is spliced from 4 exons. Lineage: Eukaryota; Viridiplantae; Streptophyta; Magnoliopsida; Fabales; Fabaceae. The record is from RefSeq and is a predicted model, not a curated record.